AUGGCUUGCCGGGCGAGUGCCAUACUGCCUCUCUCGCUUGUCCUCGCUGCCCUGGGUUCUCUCUGCAAUGCCACGCCCGUAAAUUCAAGAGACAACGUACCGGCGGGCUACUAUGCCGCCCCGUACUACCCGGCGCCGCAUGGCGGCUGGCUAGCGUCGUGGAGCGAGAGCUACGCCAAGGCACAGCAGCUCGUGUCGCGCAUGACGCUGGCCGAGAAAACAAACAUCACGGGGGGAUGUGGCAUCUAUAUGGGUACGCCUUGCGUGGGAAACACAGGCAGUGCGAAUCGCGUCGGGUUCCCCCAGCUGUGCCUUCAAGACUCGGCCCUCGGCGUCGCGGCCACGGACAACGUCACGGCGUUCCCGGCAGGCAUCACCACAGGGGCGACCUGGGACAAGAACCUGAUAUACGCCCGCGGAGUUGCUCUGGGCCGUGAGUUCCGCGGCAAGGGCGCCAAUGUCUAUCUCGGACCGACCGUUGGCCCCCUCGGCCGGAAGCCGCUAGGAGGGCGCAACUGGGAGGGCUUCGGCUCCGAUCCCGUCCUCCAGGCCGUUGCCGCUGCAAUGACGAUCAAAGGAGUCCAGGAACAGGGUGUUAUCGCCACCAUCAAGCACCUGGUGGGGAAUGAGCAGGAGAUGUACCGCAUGUACAACCCCCUCAAGCCUGGCUACAGCGCAAAUAUUGACGACCGCACCCUCCACGAGAUAUAUCUCUGGCCAUUUGCCGAAGGCAUCCAUGCCGGGGUUGGCUCUGUCAUGACCGCCUACAACGCCGUCAACGGCUCGGCGUGUUCGCAGCACAGCUACCUGAUAAACGGUAUUCUCAAAGACGAGCUCGGAUUUCAAGGAUUCGUCAUGUCCGACUGGCUGUCGCACAUCUCGGGCGUCGACUCGGCCCUGGCGGGGCUCGACAUGGACAUGCCGGGCGACACAAACGUGCCUCUGUUUGGCUAUAGCGAAUGGAAGUACGAGCUGACGAGAUCGGUCCUAAACGGCUCCGUGCCGCUGGACAGGCUCAACGAUAUGGCGACUAGGAUUGUGGCGGCCUGGUACCAAACCGGCCAGGAUAAGGACUUUCCGCCUCCAAACUUCUCGUCCAACACCAAGGAUCGCGACAGUCUCCUGUAUCCAGCUGCCCUGUUCUCCCCCAAGGGCCAGGUCAACUGGUUCGUCAACGUCCAGGCAGACCACUACAAGGUGGCCCGCCAGGUGGCGCAGGAUGCCAUCACCUUGCUCAAGAACAACGGCAGCCUCCUUCCCCUGUCUACCUCGCGCCCGCUCAAGAUAUUUGGCACCGACGCUCAAGUUAACUCCGACGGACCGAACGCAUGCCUCAACCGAGCUUGCGACAAGGGCACCCUGGGCAUGGGCUGGGGAUCUGGCAUCGCAGACUAUCCCUACUUCGACGACCCCAUCACGGCCAUACGCAGGCGCACGAGCGGCGUGACCUUUUACAACUCUGACGUCUUCCCUGCCGUCCCCACGCCUACGGCCGACGAUGUUGCCAUUGUGUUCAUCAACUCGGAUGCGGGCGAGAACAGCUUCACGGUCGAAGGCAACCACGGCGACCGUGACAGCGCCAAACUUGCCGCGUGGCAUCGCGGCGAUGCCCUGGUCAAGAAGGCCGCGGCCAAAUACAGCGACGUCGUGGUCGUCGUGCACACGGUUGGCCCGCUCGCCCUCGAGCCGUGGAUCGACCUGCCGUCGGUCAAGGCCGUCCUGUUUGCCCACCUCCCCGGCCAAGAGGCCGGCGAGUCCCUGACCAACGUGCUCUUCGGCGACGUAUCGCCCAGCGGGCACCUGCCCUACUCCAUCACCAAGGCGUCGACGGACCUGCCCAACAGCGUGGCCAACCUGAAGGGCUACGCCGUCGGCCAGGUCCAGGACACGUACAGCGAGGGCCUCUACAUCGACUACCGGUACCUCAACAAGAUGGGCAUCAAGCCGCGCUUCGCCUUUGGCCACGGGCUCAGCUACACCACCUUCAGCUUCUCCAACGCCUCCAUCGCAUCCGUCACACCACUGACCCUCGUCCCGCCGCCGCGGUCCCCCAAGGGCCCCACUCCCAGCUUCUCCUCCGCCAUCCCGCCCGCCGCCGAGGCCUACUACCCGGCUGGCUUCAACCGCAUCUGGCGCUACAUCUACUCGUACCUGCCGCCCGACGACGCGAACGCAGCGUUUGCCGUCGGCGCCGCCGGCAUCAAGCAGUACGCCUACCCAAGCGGCUACAGCACCACCCAAACAGCCGGCCCCGCCGCCGGCGGCGACCUCGGCGGCAACGCCGCGCUGUGGGACGUGGCGUGGACGGUGACGCUCACCAUAAACAACGCCGGCACGCAGUUCCCCGGCAGGGCCGUCGCGCAGGCCUACCUGCAGUACCCGGCGGGGAUCCCCUACGACACGCCCGUCGUGCAGCUGCGCGACUUUGCCAAGACGGACGCCCUGGCGCCGGGCGAAGCUGCAACCGUCACGCUGCAGCUCACGCGCAAGGACGUCAGUGUCUGGGACGUCGAGGCGCAGAACUGGGUCGUCCCUGGUGUCGGUGGUAAGAGGUAUAUCAUCUGGCUCGGAGAGGCUAGCGAUGCUUUGUUCACGGCGUGCUAUACUGAUACGCUGACUUGCGAGUCGGGGCUGAAGAGUCCCGUGUAG
Lasiosphaeria miniovina is the source of this 2649-nucleotide messenger RNA. RefSeq names its product glycosyl hydrolase family 3 N terminal domain-containing protein. Gene Ontology annotation, molecular function: beta-glucosidase activity. The record is from RefSeq and is a predicted model, not a curated record. NCBI's taxonomy places the organism in Eukaryota, Fungi, Ascomycota, Sordariomycetes, Sordariales, Lasiosphaeriaceae. Gene Ontology annotation, biological process: glucan catabolic process. The transcript is spliced from 3 exons. Bases 1 to 2649 code for a protein of 882 amino acids.